This is a messenger RNA of Balaenoptera musculus (blue whale), 933 nucleotides long. RefSeq names its product proline and glutamate rich with coiled coil 1 (gene PERCC1). The record is from RefSeq and is a predicted model, not a curated record. NCBI's taxonomy places the organism in Eukaryota, Metazoa, Chordata, Mammalia, Artiodactyla, Balaenopteridae. The transcript has a single exon. The coding region runs from base 4 to 810 and encodes 268 amino acids.
GAGAUGGCCGCAGGCGUGAUCUGGCCUCUCUGUGACUUCCGGCUGCCUCUGCCGUCCCACGGGCCCUUCCUGCCCUCAGACCCGGAGCCCCUAGACACUUCUGAGGAGGAGGAGGAGGAGGAGGAGGAUGCGGAAGAGGAGCUGGAAGUCGAGGGGCCAGAGGGCCACAGCCCGGCCCCCCAGAGCUCAGGUUGGGCCCCAGAAGUGGCCCCUCUGGACCCCAGUGGCCCAGAGACGCCGCUGCAGCUCCUGCGGUUCUCCGAGCUCAUCAGUGGCGACAUCCAGCGGUACUUUGGCCACAAGGACCGGGGGCAGGACCUCGACACCUGCGACAUCUACGCUGAUGUCCACACGGCCAGCAGCUCAGCCAGGGAGCUCUCCUGCGCCAACCUGGUGCGCCUGGCCCAGGGCGAGGCCCCAGAAGACAACGAGGCCACUGAGCCCGGGGUCUGCUCCCCUGGGGCCCCUGAGGGGCAGGCGUGCGGGCCGGGCCUCGGUGGGGAAGGGCCGCAGCCGCUGGGACCCCUGGCCGAGCUCUUCGACUACGGGCUGCGGCAGUACUCGGGGCCCAGGGCUGCGGCCGGCCGCCGACUCAGGCUGGAGAAGAAGUAUGGCCACAUCACCCCCAUGACCCAAAGGAAGCUUCCCCCCUCCUUCUGGAAGGAGCCGGCACCCAGCCCCCUGGGUCUGCUGCACCCCGGCACGCCUGACUUCAGCGACCUGCUGGCCAGCUGGUCGGCAGAGGCCGGCCCCGAGUUGCUGGGCUGGGGGGGCCAGGCCUUGGAGGGGGUGCAACUGGCCGAGGCCUAGCGAUUGAGCAAGGAUCAGUGGGGGUGAGCUGAGGGCAACAAGGGUCCGGACUCUCCUUAUUGCUGUCCUUGUCCUGAAAGGAGCCCUCGGGGACCUCCAAUCAGGGCAGCCACCAGAGGACAA